AGCCAACACCAUGGUCAUGGGGAUCUAUUGGGAUCUUAUGAUCUGAUCCAUCCCCCACCCCAACCCCUUCAUUACAUCUCCCAUUUCCCCAGCCAGCUCGCCAUCUUCAAUGCCUCCCCGUGGCUGUCACGAUAACGGAACGGACGGUGCAGACGGCUCUUCGGUCUCUUCGGUCUUCCGGUUUCCUCGGUGAUUUCUCUCGUCAGCUCUAGUGUUUAGGCAGUAACAUUUAUCCAACGAUUCGUUCCUGGAGCCAGGCCGUCGAACCAGCCAACCCUUUUUUCCUCUUGGUGCCUCGCCUCGUGCCUCGUCCCUUCACGUCCACCACCAUGACCCUCCACACAUCGAACCCCCGAUUGGCGCUCUCGCCCUCGCCCUCGCCCUCGCCUUUGCCUUCGCCUUCGCCCUCCACAAACGUGGCGGCCGCCUUGAAAGGUGCCAAUUUCGCCUUCUCCAAGACGGCCAAGUCGAACCCCGUCACCCCGGCCAAGAAACCCAGCAACAACGCCCUCGCCGCCGCCGUCGCCGGUGCCUCUCUGGACAGAAACCAUAGCAGGAGCCCGGCCAGGAGUCCGACCAGGAGCCCCGGGGCUCUUCAGAGCCAGAGCAGGCAGACGACAGGUGGUAGUGGCGCCCGGGCCGACGCCAUGGGCAGAGACGAGCAUUUCGACCAUGCGUCGGUGAGGGACCGGCUUUCGAGGCUAGGCGUGAGUCCGUCCUCGUCCGCCCAUUUCCUCCAGCCCUCCUCGUCCGGUACCCCGCCCCGGAACAACAGCCCUCUCAACAACAAAAACACAUCCUACAUCGCCGCCGCGCUGGCCGCCUCGCGAUCCGCCUCCCCGAUUUCCACGAAUCAUACCGGUACCCCCGUUCCGAGCAACCCGUCUUCCCUCACCAACAACAUGCGUGCCGUCCCCGUGCCAUCCAGGCGCAGCGACAGCACGGCGAGCAGUACCCACGACCUACCCGACACGAGUUCCAUCGCGCCGACCAAUUCGCUGAUCUCCGUCUUCGAGGGCUCGAAGCCUAGCCCCGCCGUGGUAGAGGACAUGGAUCCCGUCAAGAAGAGCCCUGCCGCACCGGCCCGGCGGACACCCACAGCCAAGUCGAAACCGACGCUACGGCCGAUGACGCCCGAGAGACCGCCCAGCCCGAGGGGCAGGGGCGAGGAAACUCCCACACGUGGUAACGAGCGGAAAGAACCAUCAUCACCUCUCAGAAAUGAAAUGGUCCCGGAGGAGAAUACCAAGCCCCAACCCGGACCCAAGCCGAAGCCGAAGCCGAAGCCGAAACCCAUGUCGAAGCCGAAGCUGGACCAGACGAACCAUGAACUAUCCCACGACAGAACCGACCCCGCACCGAGACAGGCGCCUUCCAAGGCUGCCAACUCUACAGAUACAGAGCCGCCCCGGUCACGUAGACCGCCGCUGCAGCCCACCCAACCACCUCCUCCCCGGGUCGUCAGCAGAUCUACUCCCGAGGUGGUUGCUCCUUUGCCUACCAGGCCGCAGCAGCAACUCAAACUACGACCUCCUGUCCAUACGAACGAGGCAACUGCUGGAAAGUCUGUGCGCCAGCAGCAGCAAAUCGACCCUAGGAUAUCGAGAGAUGGCCAGGUCGACAGCGGUGUGCGUCCUACCACAUCCGGGACAAGCUCAUCUAACGACAGUUUUGUUUCUGCAUCCUCUGUCCAGACGCCCCGGCCGACCUCACCACCUGCGUUAGCUCCAGCUCCUGUAACUGCUCCUGUAACUGCUCCUGUAACUGCUCCUGUAACUGCUCCUGCUCCUGCCCCUGCCCCGCGGCGCAAUGUCCCCGUCGCCGCUCGUCCUCCAUCGGGGUUUGGAUCGCCUGCACGGACCUCGGCCCCGGCCCUGCCCCGUCGUAGCCAAACCACGACGGCGUUCCAAAGCAACAGCAACCGCAACAGCAACAGCAACUUGCCCCUCGAGUCUCUCUCCAACGCCAUCAUGGCGGGAUCCCUCGCAGCGUCGCGUCUAACGCCCAGCAACACGGGCACGAGCAAAGCAAACCACACCCUCGCCCUACCGCAUCACCCCCACCACCACCACCACCACCACCACCAACAACAACAACAACAACAACAGAAGCAAAUCCCACCGCCGCCGUUACCCCGCCGCCACAAAUCCCCGCGCAUGCUACAAACCCUGCGCCAGCCCGCCACGCCAUCCGACGACGAGGAAACCCGCCUGCGCAAGAAGAAGCUCCACCACAGGCACCGCAGCCAGAAACACUUCCACCACGAGGGCGCGCGGCGGCGGUGGCGCGAGGAGAUUACGCCGCGGGAACGCAAGCGGUAUGAAGCGCUCUGGGCUAGUAACAGGGGCCUGUUGCUGCUGCUGCGUUCUCCGGACGGCGCGGCGGGGACGAGGGGUGCGGUCGAGGAAAAGCCGCCCGGGUCGCACCCCGACGAGUAUGCGGAUCAUGUCUUGAAUGUGGUUGUGAGGGAGAUUUGGCGGCGGUCGAGGUUGCCGGAUGAUGAGCUCGCCGAGGUGUGGGAUCUUGUUACCGGGCGGCAGGUGCAGGCCCAGGCUCAGGCUAGGGUGCUGCCGGGUAUGCUGAGCAAGGAGCAGUUCGUGGUGGGGACGUGGCUGAUCGACCAGCGGCUUCGGGGACGUAAGAUCCCGGCCAAGAUUGGAGCGAGUGUGUGGGAUAGCGCGAGGGAGGUGCGGGUUGUGCCUCCGAAGGUGACGGAGGUGCGGGCUUUGCCUCCAAAGGUGACGGAGGUGAAGGCCAAGGUCAGGGGGAAGAGGUAGGGGAGGGAAGAGGUAGGGAAGGGAAGAGGGGUGGGAGAUGCUGAAAGUUUCAUCCAUGGCAUUUGAAUAUGUGAUACCCUCGAGUUAAGCUGGCGAAAAUGUCCCCCGUGUUUUCAAGCUAUGUUGCCUUGCUCACGAUGUGUCCUCAAUGCUCACAGAAAUUCCAUUCCGCGUCCGGAACAUUCUGUUCCUCCUCCAACCUCGUCCUCUCAUAUAUCAGCUCCAACCUCGUAGCCUUGGCCUCCUCCCAGCCGAUGGGCCACUCCAUCUGCUCCAGCACAAUCUGCUGCACCUCGGGCGGCAGUUUCGCGCG
Molecule: messenger RNA, 3090 nt
Organism: Sodiomyces alkalinus F11
Lineage: Eukaryota; Fungi; Ascomycota; Sordariomycetes; Glomerellales; Plectosphaerellaceae
Exons: 1
Coding region: 330-2777 (815 amino acids)
Molecular function (GO): protein binding
Source: RefSeq, a predicted model, not a curated record